AUGGACCAAGACUUCGUUAUGAUAGAGCAUCACCACGACCGCAGCCCCCACCUGGAUUCCAUCUCACAAUACGUUGAUGCGUUGAACGAUGGCCUGAGGAAAGUGUCCCUGGAGAUACACGACCACCCUGAGCUGCAGUACAAGGAGUUCCACGCCCACGAUGGGCUGACCAAGUAUCUCGCCACACAGGCUGGCUGGAAGGUCACCAAGUCGGCGCACGACAUCAGGACUGCCUUCGUUGCUGUGUACGACAGUGGUAGACCAGGGCCUACCGUCUCCUUCAACGCAGAGUACGACGCCCUCAAAGGCAUCGGCCACGCCUGUGGCCACAAUCUCAACGCGAUAGCCUCUGUAGGAGGAGCGCUAGCAGCUGCAAAACUUGUUACGGAGGCUCGUCUGGGCGGCAAGGUAGUGUUAUUUGGCACGCCUGCUGAGGAAGGCGGCGGUGGCAAGAUCAAGCUGCUCGACGCGGGCGCUUACAAAGGUGUCGAUGUGUCACUCAUCUCGCAUCCCGGAAUCACUGCCAACGCAGCUCUGAUGCGUACUGCAGCCUAUGCCAGCUUCAAGGUCGAGUACUUCGGCAAGGAAGCUCAUGCUGCCGCGGCGCCUUGGCAAGGCAUCAACGCUUUAGACGCGCUCAUCACUGCUUACAAUGCCAUCAGCGUACUUCGACAGCAGACCCAGCCAGGCGACAUAAUACAAGGACAUAUCACCAAUGGAGGUCUUCGACCAAACAUCAUCCACGCGUAUAGCGCUGGCAUGUUUGUUGUGCGCUCGAGAGAUCGUAGUCGACUGGAAGCAUUGAAGAGCCGAGUGCUCAAAUGUUUUGAUGCGGGAGCAAUAGCUACUGGAGCCACCGUGAAGGUCACACCCAAAAGUGCAUACGACGAUCACAUGCCGAAUCAAGCCCUAGGUGGAGAUAUCCCACCUCCUGAGCUUGCCGGCUCCACGAUGGCGAGCACAGACCAAGGAAAUGUCAGCUACCAUAUGCCAUCCAUCAGCCCCAACUUCUGGAUACGCAGCGAAAGCGAGGAUGGUCAGUAG
Molecule: messenger RNA, 1044 nt
Organism: Fulvia fulva
Lineage: Eukaryota; Fungi; Ascomycota; Dothideomycetes; Mycosphaerellales; Mycosphaerellaceae
Product: Peptidase M20 domain-containing protein 2
Exons: 3
Coding region: 1-1044 (347 amino acids)
Molecular function (GO): dipeptidase activity
Source: RefSeq, a predicted model, not a curated record